Molecule: messenger RNA, 1273 nt
Organism: Dicrocoelium dendriticum
Lineage: Eukaryota; Metazoa; Platyhelminthes; Trematoda; Plagiorchiida; Dicrocoeliidae
Source: the annotation of a GenBank genome assembly
CUUUCAUCAACUGCGAAUAGUGUCGUCCUUUCUAAGUUUUCGUAUCUUGUUUUUGCCUUCAUUUUAGCGAGUGGAAGGGUUCUGAGUAGUACGUACUGACUGCCAUUGCCUCUACAAACCAUGAUCCAAGAUUAGCUAUGACCAAAUGCCUGAGAUGCAGAGGUGUGACCACGCGUUCUAAGGCCGUACAGUGCUCUGAGUUUGACGAAUGGAUGCGUAUUCAAUUUCAAGUUCAAUUUGGACAGGAACGGCUUCUAACAGAGCAGACCCCCUCGAUGACUAUAAUCCGUUUGCGGAGCCAACUACAGGCUUUCGCUACGGUGCGCCACCUAUGGAAUCUGUACCGGAUACUGCAGUGAACGAGAAGGAAGGUGGUAAUUUGGGUGGAUCCGUGCCACCCCCGGCUCAGUUGCCUCCUUUUUCUGCCACUUCCAUGUUGAAUAACGAUGCCAUUUUGGCGCUUGAGCGACGUCAGGCGGAGUUGGAAGCGCGUGCUGCUGAACUGGAUCGUAAAGAAAAAGAACAGCAUGCCAGACUUGCGGCAUAUCAGGCAGGAGCGCCCCCCCAUAAUUGGCCUCCACUUCCAUCAUGGUGUCCAUGCAAGCCAUGCGUGCGUCAAGACUUUGAAACAGACAUCCCUGCCGAUUGUCGUUGGUUGGCCAAAAUGGGAUACGGAAUUUGGUUGGCCUACGUGCUCGUACUGUUGAUCAACAUGGGCGGGACACUUAGCUACUUCAUUGUGGGGCACUCGUCUGUUGAGGGCCCGCUGUUUGGUGCUUCCAUCCUGUUGUUUCUUGUGAUGCCACCGGCGAGUUUCUUUGGAUGGCACCGACCACUUUACAAGGCUCUUCGGUCGGACAGCUCUGUCAACUAUGUCAUUUUCUUCAUUCUAUUCGCCGCUCAAGUGAUCAUUAUUCUCAUCCAAUGUUUGGGCAUCGACUACCUUGGUUCUUGUACAUGCUGAAACAAUGCUCAAAACAUCAGUGCCUGCGAAUAUCGACCUCUGUGUGUGCGUCACUAAUCGCCUACCGCGUGAUACGCACAUGUGGUUUGGUUCUGGCACUCGGCUGUCACCUGAACACAGAAUAUGCUCUCUUCGUGAUUGUUUUCAACUGCAUGCACACUUCAUGCUCAAGCAUGUUGCUUCAUGUUUCCAAUUAUUUCAUACUCUAGGUGAAUGACCACUUGUUUAUGAAUUGGUUGUUGUGUAUCGGUGAGCACUGUUGUUACACAGACAUUUACUGGUCAAUGCGGCUUUUGUCUAAAUCCCAGA